Pocillopora meandrina is the source of this 3680-nucleotide messenger RNA. The record is from the annotation of a GenBank genome assembly. Lineage: Eukaryota; Metazoa; Cnidaria; Anthozoa; Scleractinia; Pocilloporidae.
AUGGCGGAAUCCACAACAGAUGAACACCGCCCAGAAGGCUAUGACGAGGACUUUGUGGAAGCCGUUGAUGAAGAUUUGCAAUGUUUGAUAUGUCAUUUACCCCUUAAAGAGCCAAUUCAAACGAGAUGUGGCCACAGAUUUUGCAAAGAUUGCCUUGAGGAAUACAUCAGAAGGUACAAGUUUGUGUGAAACAAAAUCCUUUUGAUAAUGGAUCCUUGUAAUCUCGUGCUAAUUUCAUUUGAUCAUUCUAAAUUUAUCAGAGAAAUUUCUUGAGCCGCAAGUCAGUUAUCAUUACCUGUAGAAAACUUUUAUUCCACCCAGCAAGAGGAAAUUUAUCGCUGAUAUAGUCGAUAUCAUAAGUUCAAACAGUAAAGGUCUCUUUAAUAAUUAAAGCUAAUACUGGUAUUUCUUAUUGGCGCCGAAUUUAUAGUUCUAAUUGAAACAUGAAAUUGUAAAAUAUUCCUCUAACUUUUUCGAGUGCGUGACACGAUACAUUUUGCGCACUAUUUGAGGAAAUACUCUCUGUCCAAAGAGUUAUAACUCUUACGAAAGCGAAAAUCAAAUGGACUAACUACGCAACGUAUGGCGUCGAAGAGUUACUAUUUUGCAAAAUCGACUAAUAGUCCAUAUGGCAAAAAUGUAUCUCACUUAAAAUUACUUCUUGGCGAAAUAAGAAAUAAGAGGAGGCCAAAAUCUUUGGUGAUAUACUAAUUUGUAUUAUUUAAAUGUAUUUUUGUGACAUGAAAGAGGUCACGUUGUCACCGAAAUUACUACUUUGCGAAAUGAAUAAAAAUCCUUCAUAUCAAUUGACGAUUACUCCAAAAUCCUUGUGAAAGCUACCUUUACCUUAUAAGAAAAUAUCACUGUAUUAUUCCAUUAGUUUCGUUACAUCUUGCCUACUUUCGUUACGUUUCGUUUCGUUUGGCAAAAUAGAAUAAGCCUGGUAUUUCUGACGUGGCGCUGAAUUUAUAUAAUCCUAUUCAGCCUAUUGUGAAAUAUGCCUUUACCUUUGUCGAGUGCGUGACGCGAGAUAUUUUCCGCACUACUUAAGGAAAUACUCUCUCUCCAAAGAGUUAUAACCCUUACAAUCGAAAGCGGAAAUCAUAUGAACUAAUUGCGCAAUGUACGGCGCUGUCGUCUUAUAUUUUGAAAUCAUUCAGGUUGAAUGCUAGCAACUGCUAACAACACGUCGGUUUUGUUAUUCAUAGAUCGAAUGACUCUUCCGUGACUAUAGGUGUAUUGAGCCAGUGGUUAUAACAACAACUAUUGCUCAAAGACACCUAGCUUAUAAAUUUGUCUUUUGACUGAGUUGUUGAAAGUAUUUUCAUUUGCCUGAUCUUACGCAUAACAUCCAAUGAUAUCUUAUAAGAUGAAGUUAAGGUUUAAACAAAGCAGUGGAGUUGCUAAAAAAGCAAAUUCUGUGCAGUUCCACAAUCGAGACCACAAUUUAUUCCCUGGCAUCAUAUCGCGCCACACGAUAGAAUAAUCUGAAAUUCAUUUGCAUUGCAUCAAACAAAAACAUUGAGAGACAUCUUAAAUACCUUGCGAAAUAAGUAUGACCUCAUCAUGUUUUACCCCGGCAAAAUCGUGACAAACGGCCGUUUUGGAUGGGAUCUGGGUACAAAUGAUCCAGUAUCUUUCUUUUCACGUUUACAUUCCAUAAGUUCUUUUUUUUUAAAGGUGAGACUUAUUCUUUAACCCUUUAACUCCCAAGAUCUCAUCAGUAAUUCUCCGUACUGUCUGCCAUAUAGUUCUUGUGAUGUUAGUUUUGAGAAUUUGGUAUUGGAUCAACUAAUGAUCUAACUGAUAUUUCUCUUUAUUCUCGUCACUUGUCUGCUUUAUAUUGUAUUAGUAUUGUAAGGAGAAAUUCUGUCUUGGUCACUUAUGGGAGUUAAAGAGUUAAUGUGAUUUUGCAUCUUUGUUGUUGAAGAUUCUUUCUUAUUAUUCUCGUUCAUGAAGAUAAUUUUUCUUUGAAUCAUUUGUUUAUGCUUUCCUUUUUAUUUCUUCAUCUAUUUUAUUUAUUUUUAUUUUCGCUUUGUUUGCUUUGUCGUUGCUGCUUUUGGUCAAAAGUUUGUAGUUCUUUUAACCAUCGGUGUUUUUUAUGUCUUUUUUAAGUGCAGUUUUGACUUUAUUUCUCUAUUGCUUUCAAAUUAAUUGGGUGUAAGAGGGAGAAAGUACCAUUGACAAUAAAACAUUCAAAGUAAGAGUACAGUUAAAGGUGCUAAGAAGAAUAUUUGCAGAAGAUAUUGAGGUUGGAAGCCCCAUUGAAAAUAUAACCCCAAAUAUCAAUGCCAUUUUAUCAGUUUUGGUGUUGAAAUCGUCAUUGUUUAUGUAUUUCCUUUAAAUCAGUAAUGGAUAGCUAUGAGUAAAGAAAAUGUAAAUCGUAAACCUAAAGUAAAUAAUGGUGUAUCAGCAGAACAUUUGCUGCAGCAACACGAAAUAAGGAUCAAAGAUUUUUAACUAUCUGAAAUUUUCUUCCUAUUUUCCGACCACCAACAGGCAUCGAAGGGAAGGUCAGUCUAUAAUUUGUCCGGCAGACAGACAGAGUCUGGACCAAGACCGGGUAAAUAAUCUCCUUCUGAAGUUCAUAACAAUGACCGUCUAGCAUUUCCAUGGUAUCUUGUUCGGCUGAGAUCCUCAUAUCAGGACAGACUUUUAUUACACUGUUAUAAUUGUGAGUAUGCUUAAUGCGAUAUGCAUGCCAGCUUUUAAUAUUAGUGAUGACUCUGGCAGAACUUCCAAGCAACCAGACAGAUUAAUAGAGUUCUUCAUCACUAUCAUCGAUCACUUGACGGGUCAUAUUUAUUUUAAAUAAAAAAUGGCUAUCGUAAUACAUGUUGCAGGAUGUUUUUCCCGACAAAGCUACAGAAAGGAAAAUUCUUUCAUUCAUAAUCAAAUGUCCAAGUGACGGCUGUGGAUGGACUGGGGAACUGAGGAACAAGGAGGUAGCUUUACUAAUACAAAUUCCACUAAUUAUCAGAAAUAUGUAGUUAUUUAUCCAUUAUCCAUGCGCUGUGGUAGGAUUUUCACAGAAUAAGCUAUGGAAAUCGCCUUCUCUGGUUUUAUUUUAUUCGUUUGAUAGGUUCACCUAGAAUCAUGUUCUUUCAUGCUCUUGGUGUGUGACCAUUUUUCCUGUGGAGCAAAAGUGCAAAGAAAACAUCUUGAACAACACCAACUUUCUGAGUGUCCCUGGAGAAUCCUUUACUGUGAAUACUGUAGCGAGCCCCACCCAGAAUGCCAAAUGCAGGUAAGAUCGUCAGUUAAACGGUGAAAACACUACACCUUAAGAAAGGAAAAUUUCACACCAAAAUUCUGUUUCUGACAAAUUUAACAGUAUAAUCAAAAUUGCUAACAAAUCAUUCUGUUUCCGAAAAACAAAAGUGCUUUAGGUUACCCUUUACUUCCUGCAUAUUCCUGUAGAUCUAAUGGAAUUUUGUAGAUGCAAAAAUAAAACAAAAGUGGGACUGAACUAUGAAUUAGGUUUCUGCAGUGAAAUGAAAAAACUAACGCUUAAAUGAAGGAAUAUUUCCAGAUUCCUUACUGCAAUUCAUGGAAUUUUUCGUUAUUAGGAUCAUAUCCAAAAGUGCAGCGGGUUCCCAGUAACUUGUCCAAACAGCUGUGGUCUUUCAAUUCCUAGAAGAAUGGUGAGACUUCUUAUUUCUUUUGCGUAUUCCGUUUGA